This is a messenger RNA of Ixodes scapularis (black-legged tick), 2110 nucleotides long. RefSeq lists its product as uncharacterized. Lineage: Eukaryota; Metazoa; Arthropoda; Arachnida; Ixodida; Ixodidae. The transcript is spliced from 10 exons. Gene Ontology annotation, molecular function: calcium ion binding. The coding region runs from base 413 to 2110 and encodes 565 amino acids. Gene Ontology annotation, cellular component: centrosome. The record is from RefSeq and is a predicted model, not a curated record. Gene Ontology annotation, biological process: microtubule anchoring at centrosome.
GAUUCGCGAGAUCGGUGGUCGUUUCAGCUGAGCCAGCUGUGCACGUUGGAGUGCUUCGACGUCGAGUUUCGUCGUGGUGUGUCUCUCGCUCCACCGAGCAGUGGUCGUUGCCUGUGUGUGUGCCGUGUUGUGAAUCCAUCGCCAGUGCCUCUUCUCUGUCGUGUCAGUGACAAAAAUUGCGAGCGCGCGUGGGGCUGUCAUCGGGAAAGAUAUGCCACGAGCCUUCGACGAGUGCCCACCGAGUGGAUUGCCGACGGCAGCGACGGAAUCGUCCUACCGUGGUCGUGCUAGGCCUACCGUGAACUGACAGCCAGCGUCAGCGUAGCACACUCGAGCGCCCACCGUCUUCGAGCGAGUGAUCGCUGUGUUCUUCGACACGUCGGAUGCCCGUGCUCUGAAACCGCAGGGGAGGAUGGAGGAGGAGCAAGACGCCGGCGUGGCCCAGCUGCGCGAGGUGUUCGACGACUGCGACGUGGAGCGCACCGGACGCCUUGGGGCCCGGGGCCUGGAGCUGCUCUGCCAGCGGCUGCAGCUCUCGCACCGCUCGCCCAUGCUGGUGCGCCACCUGCUCGGAGCGCCCGGCGGCGGGAGGGACGCCGCCCACUCCGGCACGGUGAGCUUUGACGAGUUCAAGGACGGCUUCAUCUCGUUGUUGACGCAAGCCGAGGAAGAGGCCCUCUCAAACCUUUCGGCCCCCACGACGUAUGUUGCGGUGGACGUCGAUGAUGAGAUGAAUGGCAAUAGCCCGGACGUUGCCCGGAAAGUGUGUUCUGCCGCUUGCCUCCGAAAAGUUCCGCCACCGAGGACGUGCCGACCAAAUGUGCCGCGUAAACGGCACCAAGCUUUCUCUCGUGAGGUGUCCCCCAAAUACGUGCUGGGCGAAAAGAAAUAUGGCAGAAGGUCGAGACCGGCAUCUCAGGCGGAUGUCGACGUCGAGAUUUCCUCGGAGGAAGAGUUUGAUGGAGACGAUGUGCUUCUGAGCGGGACAUCCGAUGGAAACGGCGGCACUGCCACCACCAGGGAAGCCAGCGAGGAACCCGGCUCCAAGGUCAAGACAGCGUGCGUCUCAGAUGGCAGUGGCCUCGAAAUCUUGGCCGGCGCAGUCCCAGCCGCUGAGCACUCAACGGCGGACGUCGGAGGUGGCGAUUUCGGGACAGCGUGCCUUCCCGUUCCGGCGUCAGACUUCGUCUCGGACUCUGGCUUCCGAACCCCGGACGAGUCAGGGAAAGAGACCCCUCCCCCUCCGGCCGCGUCGUUCAACGCAGCCCUGGAGUUAGGCUCGGCUCCCUCACCAGGGCAGUUGGGGUCCGUCGCAGUGUUUGGGGGCGGGGGUUCGGAGUCUGCGGAGUCGAGCCUCACUUUGCUGGAGACCAACCCAGAGGAAUACCUGAGGGCGACCUGGCGCAAGCUUAACGUAGGGCGCAACGGCUACCUCCAGGUCCAGGAGCUGGCGGGGGUCUGUGAGCACAUCGGCAUGGAGAUGGACGAGGAGAUGAUCUGCCAACUGUUCCACACCUUGGACUCGGACCAGGACGGGAAGAUCAGCUUCGAGGAGUUCCUCCAGGGGAUGUUUCAGCACGGCCGUGCCCCAAGCAGUCGGGGCGUCUCUCCCCCUCCCCCUUCUGCUGCCACCCCGUCCUCCCUCCCUCCGGACCCCUCUCCCCCGCACAUGACAGCACUGCCAUCCUCAAGGCCAGUCAAGGACGCUGGCGAGGACAUUGCUGGCCACUACCGACCACACCACACUUACCGUCGAGGCCGCAGCGCCACUGGCUUCAGCAAAGACGCCUCAGCAGCAGAUGACACAAUGCCGGAGCAACCCGUGACUGGAGCCGCGGCACCGGUUUGGGAGUCCGGAAUCUUCUCGAGCAUCGAUCCGGACAACUCUGGGUACGCCGAGAGUCAGGCCGUGGUCGCCUUCUGGGAGUCCUUGGGUCUCUCCGGCGGGUCCCGAAUCCUGAAGCAACUGGGCUUCAACCCGAACAUGAGGGUGAACCUCCGAGACCUGACGGCGCAGUUGGAGGAAGAGCUGAGUCCCACGGCCUUCACCGGGAGCGUGUACGACUUUGCCCUGGCGUCGUACGAACACGAGCUGCAGCACCUCAAGUGA